GCUGGGAGGCAUGGUUCCAGCCCGGCGGCACGCUGGGGCAGGGCAUGUGGCAGGAGCGCCGGCAGACCCCCAGGGGCGAUGCCCCGGCUCCAGACCUGCGGGGCUGGGGGUCAGAGCCUGUGCCCGGUGGGCUGGGGGAGCGGGAGCUGUGGCGUCCCGGCUCAUCAGCUUCUCUGCAGCAUCGCCUUUGUUCUGCACAGUCCCUCCUCCCCACCAUGUGCUGAGUUAGAGGUUUCAGUAAUGCUCUUCUGGGCUCUGUCUCUAUCCAGAGGCUAUAAAAACCCAGCCGGAGGGCUGCUGGGCAUGUCACCUCCCCAGGCACCAGCGCCUCACCCCAGUAGAGCCACCAUGACCCACCGCUGCAGGAGAUCCUCUGGUCUCUGGAAGAUCGUGGUGUGGGAUGAGGCUUUCUUCCAGGGCAAGAAGCAUGAGUUCACCAGUGACUGCUACAGCACCCCAGAGCACGGCUUCAGCACUGUCCGCUCCUGCAAGAUCGAGAGUGGGGCGUGGGCAGGUUUCGAGCACUGUGGCUUCCAGGGGCAGCAGUUCGUCCUGGAACGUGGCGAAUACCCGUGCUGGGAGGCGUGGAGCGGCAGCAAUGCCUACCACGUGGAAAGGCUGUGCUCCUUCCGCCCCAUCGCCUGUGCUGACCAUGGGCGCAGCAGGCUGAUGAUCUUUGAGCAGGAGAACUUCCAGGGCAGGCGGGGGGAGCUGAGUGAUGACUGCCCCUCGCUACCCGCCCUCGGCUGGGGUAGCAACGCUGUGGGCUCCUUCCUCGUCCGUUCUGGCGCGUGGGUCUGCUCACAGUACCCGGGGUACCGGGGCUUCCAGUACCUCCUGGAGAGCGACAGCCACGGGGGCGAGUACAAGCACGUGCGGGAGUGGGGCUCCCACGCGCAGACGGGCCAGGUCCAGUCCAUCCGCAGGGUCCAGCAGUGACUGUCGGCACCAGAGCCGCCAGCCACAUGCUCUGGACACCGUCUCUCCCGCAGGGUGGCGGGGGCAAAGCUCAA
Molecule: messenger RNA, 1013 nt
Organism: Phalacrocorax carbo (great cormorant)
Lineage: Eukaryota; Metazoa; Chordata; Aves; Suliformes; Phalacrocoracidae
Source: RefSeq, a predicted model, not a curated record